AUGCCACCAUCAAACCAGCUUCCUGAAGAUGAAAUCAACCAAAAGUUACGAGAAAUUUAUGUUAUAGCGAAAACUGACACGUCGAGACCAAGAACUCUUCAACCAUUUUGGGAUCAAUAUUGUGAUUGGUUAAAAAUUGGGAAGAUUUUUGAUUCACAAUCCCAAGUAGAAUAUGGGAUCGCGAAAGGUGAAUUUCGUGAUUUAAAUAAAAGGUUAAAAGAAUCAAACCAAGCACCAAUUUCAAUAACAAAUUUUCAAUCUCAUAUGCAAUUACCAGAAUGCGUUAGAUACCUAAGUUCUUUAUCCAAUAAACUUUUAAAAACCAAACUAGGAGCUUUAACAUAUUUUAAAGUCCUCUUUUUGUUAUUACAAUAUAUUUUAAAUAUUGUAUUUAUUUCUCAACAAUUAAAUGAAUUGAUUGAUUUUAACGCUGAUUCGUUACAAGAAUCUAUAAGUAAAGAUAUCAAUUUACCUAAGACGAGAGAGGAGUACUUCAAAUCAUCAAUAGGGAUUGGAUAUCUGCUUGAAUUUUCAUUUUUAGCCACUUUAAUAUUCACGACGAUACUUCAAUUAAUUACAUUUCUCAUAACGACUUCUAUUAUAAAUAAGGGAAUCGCAUUUCUAAAUUUCAUCGAGAAUAUACAAAAAACUGCAGAAUUUUCAUUAUUUAAAUUUAUUCAUUUAUUAAAUCCAUCAUCUUAUAUAAUGGAAUUUCAUGAACCUCCUUUAUUAAAAUUUAUAACAAAUGCGGUUAAAUUUACAUUACGCAAACCAAAUUAUGAACUAAAAAAAUUUGUAUUAAUUUAUAAAUUAUUUUAUACCUUUAUAGUCAAACCAAUAUUUUCAUUAUUAGGUUUAAUGGCUCUUUAUAUCAAAUUAAUUCAAGUUUCCACUUCUUUAGAAUGGUUAAAUAGAUUAAAUUAUGCUUCAUUAUUCGUUGAAAGUUGGAAUCAUUAUACCUAUCUUUUAAAUUUUUUGGGUUUGGCUAAUAACAUUGCUGGUUUAUAUGGUUUACAACCUAAUGAAGAAAGGCAAGCUUUCUUUGACAUACAUAAAAUUCAUGAAUAUGAUUUUGUUUAUUCUUUAAUUGAUCAGAAAAAACAAUUUUAUAAGCGUUAUUGGAAUCUUACUUUGUAUGCCGUUGGUAUCGAUUAUAAAGAUUUAAUUGAAAUUUUUUGGGAUGAGGUUUAUGGUCCUGAUGAUGACGAACCUUUGGUUGAAAUGGUAUCUGAACCACUUGAAAUCAUCUCAACAGAAUCUUAA
Funneliformis geosporum is the source of this 1263-nucleotide messenger RNA. NCBI's taxonomy places the organism in Eukaryota, Fungi, Glomeromycota, Glomeromycetes, Glomerales, Glomeraceae. The record is from the annotation of a GenBank genome assembly.